AAUACCAUACCAUACCAUACCCAUGGCUGUUUUCAGUGCCAGGCUCUGCUCGUUCCCCUUACAACGAUCUAUUAUUUCAGCAUCAUCUUCUAAAGAUACAAAUGGGAGUUCAGUAAAACUGAGAGACGACUGGAGACAGCGAUCCAAACCCAUACCUCCUGGCGGCACCUACCCAGCCAAAGACCAGUGCAGCAAGUGUGGGUUGUGUGAUACUUACUACAUUGCUCAUGUCAAGAAUGCUUGUGCUUUUUUGGGAGAUGGGAUGUCCAGAAUUGAAGGGCAAGAACAAGUGGUUCAUGGUCGAGGUCGGAAUAUUGAUUCAUUAGAUGAAACAUACUUAGGUGUCCAUCAAGAGCUACUGUAUGCUCGUAAGACAGAGCCUGUUGAAGGAGCUCAAUGGACAGGGAUAGUAACAACUAUCGCAAUUGAAAUGUUGAAAUCAGGCAUGGUUGAAGCUGUUAUUUGUGUUCAGAGCGAUCCUGACGAUAGACUAUCCCCAAGACCUGUUUUGGCAAGGACCCCUGAGGAAGUUCUAGCAGCAAAAGGUGUUAAGCCAACAUUGUCUCCUAACCUUAAUACACUUGCUUUAGUUGAGGCAGCGGGUGUGAAGCGUCUACUUUUCUGUGGUGUCGGGUGCCAAGUACAAGCACUACGAUCAGUGGAGCAACAUUUGAACUUGGACAAGCUUUAUGUGCUAGGGACUAAUUGCGUGGAUAAUGGAACACGAGAUGGCCUUGAUAAGUUUCUAAAGGCUGCUAGUACAGACCCAGAAACAGUUCUCCAUUAUGAGUUUAUGCAAGAUUAUAAGGUCCAUUUAAAGCAUUUGGACGGUCAUAUUGAAGAGGUUCCAUAUUUCUCUCUGCCAGCAAAUGAUUUGGUUGAUGUUAUAGCUCCAUCCUGCUACAGUUGUUUUGACUACACAAAUGCAUUAGCUGAUUUGGUGGUGGGAUACAUGGGGGUACCGAAAUAUUCUGGAAUCAGCAUGACACAACAUCCCCAAUACGUUACAGUGAGAAAUGAACGUGGAAGAGAAAUGCUGAAUUUGGUGAAGAAUCUAUUGGAGAUCACCCCUACUACAACUGGAGGGGAGAGACGUCCUUUUGUUAUGGAAACUGUGAAGGCAGACGAUAAUGCUAAGCUUGGAAAGGGUCCUGCUCAGCCUGCUCCAAAGUUCAUCGGAAACAUUAUUGCAUUUAUUCUAAAUCUAAUUGGGCCAAAAGGUCUGGAAUUUGCGCGCUAUUCACUGGAUUACCAUACCAUCAGAAACUAUUUAUAUGUGAAUCGCACAUGGGGAAAAGAAAGAGCUGAUAAACACAUGCCAUCAUAUGCAAAGAAACUUGUGGCCAUGUAUAAUGAGAAGGGUGAGAUUGAUCAGAUCCUUUCUAGCAAAUGAUGAUUUUGAUGGGAAAUUUGGGGAUGUUUUGAUGUGAGUGAGGUCAUGGCCACUUGAUAGAGAUCUUAAAAAUGAAGCCAACAUUUUGCACAUGCCCUUAUGGCCACAUUUGGUCAUAAGUUGUGUCUAGUAAAGAUUUGUAUCCGGAAACAGAAUGUCAAAAAACAUUAGAUGUCCAUCUCUGCAUGUUUUGAAUCUACAGUAUGGGCAUUCAUGUGGGUUGUCUGUAUCUAUAAUGAUAAAUACUUGAUGGGGACAGGUAGAAGCCAUCCAACAUUGAGUAGUGAAGAAAAAUUUGAUUCAAGUUUCUUGUUAGUGACUUGUUAGUGUCAAAACAAUAGAUCCAACUUUGGUCAUGAGUGUCUGAAUGAUUUUGUUUGACAAUUGCGACUUGUUUUUGGACUUUUAAAGUCUUAAUGGAAACAACUACUCUACUCUUU
Cynara cardunculus var. scolymus (artichoke) is the source of this 1833-nucleotide messenger RNA. Its product is annotated as 7-hydroxymethyl chlorophyll a reductase, chloroplastic. The transcript has 19 exons. Gene Ontology annotation, cellular component: chloroplast. NCBI's taxonomy places the organism in Eukaryota, Viridiplantae, Streptophyta, Magnoliopsida, Asterales, Asteraceae. Gene Ontology annotation, biological process: chlorophyll cycle. Bases 23 to 1393 code for a protein of 456 amino acids. Gene Ontology annotation, molecular function: 7-hydroxymethyl chlorophyll a reductase activity. The record is from RefSeq and is a predicted model, not a curated record.